GGCUUCCUGAGCCCUGGCACGGCCUCAGCCCCACUGACAGCACCGUGCUCCUCCCGCAGCCCGAUGGCACCAGCACACCCCUGGAGAUAGUGCUGCUGGACAAGGUGUCCACAGGCUUCCCCGGUGUGGUGCAGCUGCUGGAGUGGCUUGAGCUCCCCAAUGCCAUCGUGAUGGUGCUGGAGCGCCUGGAGCGGUGUCAGGACCUGCAAUGUUUCAUUCGGGCACGGAGGUUCCUGUCUGAGGAAGAGGCAUGGAAGCUGUUUCGGCAGGUGCUGGGGGCCGUGCAUCACUGCACGGUCCUGCACUGUGACAUCAAACCAGAGAACAUCGUGGUUGAUCUGGACACCGGCCAGACAAAACUGAUCAACUGCAGCUGUGGCACCUACCUUCAGGAGACAGCCUACACUCAAUUUGCAGGAACACCGUCAUACAGCCCCCCGGAAUGGAACGACUUCGGGUGGUACCAUAGCGAGGCAGCGACCGUCUGGUCCCUGGGCAUCCUGCUGCAUGAGAUGGUCUGCGGGGAGCACCCUUUCAGGAGGGGCAGGAACAUCAGCUGGGCCCAGCUCCCGCUGCUACAAUGGCUCUCCCAAGGUGGAUCCUCAUCUCCGGGCACGGGGGGAACACCAGUGUUGGGAGACUGCAGCGGGCUCGUGAGCAUCCCGCUCUGGCAGCUGCUGAGGAGGUGGCACAUGUCCUGCUCUCCUGCUCUCCUCCAAAACAAAGAAUUGAUGGGAAAGUUUAGGCCCAGCUCUGAGCACAUUCAGUGUGGCCUGAGCAUGGGAAUAGUGGGGCAAAGCAGACAGGAGCCUUCUCCAAUGACCAGUGGUUUGUGGUUUCUCUCCCCAGAUUGCCAAGUUCUGAUCAGGCGGUGUUUAUCCCUGCACUACUUGGACAGGCCCUCAUUAGAAGACCUGUUCAGUGAUCCCUGGAUGCAGGAUAUUCAUCAGCCAUAGAAGAAAGGAGAGAGCCACAGGCACAGUGAUGCAGGGACCUGCCGGGCCCUGGGCAGAACCCUGACAGCCUGGUGUCACCCCAGGGAAGAAGGAGCCCCUGGAGAAGCUGUACCAGGUGGGCCUGCUGCUACUGCUGGAGACAUGGAGGACAACAGCAAGGAUGACAACCUCUUCCUCCACCUGGCCAGCAGCAGCUGGCGAUGAUGGACUUUGAUUCUGGCACCUUCUUCAAAGCCAGGCUCCACAGUGAAUUUUCAGGAAGCAUUCUAGGUGGGGUCCAGUCUGGAUGAGAAUGUGCUUGGGACUAGCUGUGGCGUGGAUGGGCCGUGCCCUUGGAGAAGACUGAGGACAUCGUUUGGGACCAGCUUUUCUUCUGGCAGCGGAUGGUGUGAGCCGGGCUCUGCGGAUGCUGAGGCUGCUCUGGGCUCUGCCAGGGCUCUGCUGGGCUCAGCACCGGGCCGGGAUCAGCCAAAGAAGAAACGCUGUGACCUGCAGCAGAGACUUGAGCAUUUUGGCAAUGCAGCUCAAGUCUGCAGAGUGUCCACCUCCAAGGGAAAACAUGACACCCCCCAAAAAUUAAACUUGUUCCAUAACUUCUGAAAUGAAA
Messenger RNA from Cyanistes caeruleus (blue tit), 1563 nucleotides. Lineage: Eukaryota; Metazoa; Chordata; Aves; Passeriformes; Paridae. The record is from RefSeq and is a predicted model, not a curated record.